This is a messenger RNA of Humulus lupulus (European hop), 1344 nucleotides long. RefSeq lists its product as uncharacterized. The transcript is spliced from 6 exons. The record is from RefSeq and is a predicted model, not a curated record. Lineage: Eukaryota; Viridiplantae; Streptophyta; Magnoliopsida; Rosales; Cannabaceae. The coding region runs from base 1 to 1344 and encodes 447 amino acids.
AUGAAAGAUUAUUUUGCAGUCUUGAUUAGAGUCAAGAUUGGUAAUGGUGACUUCUUGAAAGUAGUUGGAAAAGGCACCAUUGCCAUUCACACAAAAAAAGGCAAGAGAUACAUCAAUGAUGUACUCUUGGUACCCAACAUCGAUCAGAACCUACUAAGUGCAGGAAAAAUGAUUGAAAAAGGGUACUCUUUGCAUUUUGAAGAAGAUUCUUGCACAAUCUAUGACAAGCAAGAUAAAUCAUUUCAAAUUGCAAAGAUAGAAAUGAAAGAAAACAGAUGCUUUCCUUUACAAUGGAGAUACGAAAGCAAUGUCGCAAUGCAAGCGCAAGCAGAUGAAUCGUGGCUAUGGCACAGAAGGUUCGGGCAUUUCAAUUUCCACGGGCUAAAGAUCCUCCAGCAGAAGAAUAUGAUGGUUCACGGCAGUUUUAAGGGUGAGAAGGGGCUUCGUCAAGGGGAUCCAAUAUCUCCUCUUUUAUUUGUUUUAAUCAUGGAAUAUCUCACUCGAAGUCUCCAACUAGCAGCUCAAGGAUCUCUGUCAGCUGUUAAAGUGCUAAAGAGUGUGAUUGGGGAGUUCAGUUCUUCUACAGGGCUUCAAAUCAAUGAGAGUAAAUCUCAGAUAUACUUUGGGGGAGUUUCUGCUAUUGAUAGACAAAAGAUUGCUGAUGAGAUAAAACUUUCAAAAAGGUCCUUCCCUCAUAAGUACCUUGGUGUCCCUAUGAGACCAACCAAAAGGAAGCAUGAAGACUGUCAUAUCAUCAUCCAAAAAAUCAAAUUGCGAUUGCAUACUUGGGCAAGUAGGCACUUAUCUUUCGCUGGUAGAAUGCAACUUAUCCAUUCAGUUCUAUUUGGGCUGAGGAACUAUUGGUUGAGUAUCUUUGUUCUUCCCCAAAGAAUAAUUAAGGAAGUUGAAAAACUUUGUCGUGGUUUUCUCUGGGGAGUCAAUGGCAAUAGGAGCAAGAUUCAUAUGGCUUCUUGGUCGAAGCAUGAUAUGCUGUGGGUUAAAUGGAUAAACUCAAUCUAUUUGAAAGGCUCAAACUUCUGGUCUUAUAAGCUGCCUCCUGAUACUAGCUGGUAUUGGAGGAAGUUAUGUAAAUUGAGAAGUAAAUUCAGUUGUGAUGACAUUAAAACUACUAGUGUUUCUAGAAAGCUUCAAUCAUCAAAACUGUACAACAGUACUCUUAGUCAACAACAGGUUAUGGACCUUAUUUUUGAUUUGAUGGCUUUUAGUGCCUGGCCUACUGAGUUUGAUAGCUGGAAGCUGCUGUCUAUAGCAUCUGGAGGAAUCAUAAUAGAUGUAUCUUUGACAAUUAUUCUUGGACUGUUGUUGGAAUUGCAACUGAGAUAA